Molecule: messenger RNA, 642 nt
Organism: Loa loa (African eye worm)
Lineage: Eukaryota; Metazoa; Nematoda; Chromadorea; Rhabditida; Onchocercidae
Exons: 5
Coding region: 1-642 (213 amino acids)
Source: RefSeq, a predicted model, not a curated record
AUGGUUAAUUUUGAUAUAAAAUUCCAUGGUAAAGAGAGAGAGAAAAAAAAACUGAUUCGGAUCAAUUAUGCUGUAUCAGGUCUUCACACUACAACUUAUCAUAUUGUUAAUAUCAUAUUACAUGCAAUUAUUUGUGCAGUACUUUAUAAGAUAAUAAUUAACUUAUCAAUCAUAUUUUAUGGAAAAUAUCCUAGUAGGAUAGCUUUUCGUGUCUCGUUAUUGUUUGCUGUACAUCCAAUACAUUCUGAAGCACCACUUUGUGCAACAUUUGAUAUUUUCGCAUCAAAUAUUUCACCAAUUCGGUUUUUUAUUGUAUUCAGAAAAAGAAUGGAUGAUUAUGGCAGCAACAAUAAGAUCGAUAGGAGUACACAACGAUAUUGUGAGUGCAUACAUCGGGCUUCGAUCAUUUUCGGUCAUUUUUAUGUUAUAACAUUCUUACCAGCAAGUAACAUUUUUGUUACCGUUGGGUUUGUGAUUGCCGAAAGAGUACUUUACCUACCAUCGGUUGCAUUUUGCAUAAUUGCGGUUAGCAUAUAUGAAAGGAUAGAAGAAGUUAUGACAAGAAAUAAAACGGAAAAUAUUCUAAAAAGUGUCACAACAAUCGUUUUCGUGAUCCUUCUUGCCAAAUCGUACAAGGUUUGA